This is a messenger RNA of Trametes versicolor FP-101664 SS1, 468 nucleotides long. RefSeq lists its product as uncharacterized. Lineage: Eukaryota; Fungi; Basidiomycota; Agaricomycetes; Polyporales; Polyporaceae. Bases 1 to 468 code for a protein of 155 amino acids. The record is from RefSeq and is a predicted model, not a curated record. The transcript is spliced from 5 exons.
AUGGAUAUGCUCUCCGAGUCUGCGUCUCGGUUUGGGUCUGAUAAGUAUGCGAAAGGUACCGGCGCACAUUGGCCACCAGCCCCGAGCACGGAAUUUGCGACCGAGCCCAUACCGAUAUUCCGCACGUCGCCCUCGAAGACCGCAAGAUACUAUCCCCAGGUGGAGCUUCACGGCGGACAGCCCCCCGCGUCCUGUCUUUCUCCCGUAUGCACACCACGGGAGCUUCAGCAUACGUUCCGGCGCGAGAACGAUGCCCUGCGGGCGCAAACGUCCGUUAUGAGCUCCCAGAUCGCCGACCUGGCGUUCAAAAACGCCGAAGUAUCGUUGCAAAAUGCGAUGUUGUCAUCGCAGACGGCAGCAAUGUCGGCCCAAAUGUCUGCCAUACUCGCGAGGCUCGAGGCUCUGACCAACUACAGUGGAGAAUGCGGCAGAGACGCCAGCAUCGCCGGCCCCAAGGGCGUGUCGUAG